Messenger RNA from Penaeus indicus, 3564 nucleotides. RefSeq names its product E3 ubiquitin-protein ligase RAD18-like. Bases 233 to 2380 code for a protein of 715 amino acids. The transcript is spliced from 13 exons. Gene Ontology annotation, cellular component: Rad6-Rad18 complex; nucleus. Gene Ontology annotation, molecular function: ubiquitin protein ligase activity; single-stranded DNA binding. Gene Ontology annotation, biological process: DNA damage tolerance; protein monoubiquitination. The record is from RefSeq and is a predicted model, not a curated record. Lineage: Eukaryota; Metazoa; Arthropoda; Malacostraca; Decapoda; Penaeidae.
ACGUCAAAAAGUCUAAAACCCUGUGAAAGAGGCGGGAAGAAGAAGGGUAUUUAUGACAGCAUUAAACGUCAUUUUGGGAGCCUAGGGAAAUAGCGUUGAUGCUUUUUGAUUUUGUCUAGCAAAUCUCUCAUAUCUAGUUGCAACAAAUGACAUGUGAAGUUUAUGCCGUCGGAGAAAAGCACCAAACAACCGCGCUCUCGCCUCGGUUAGAUUACGCUAGCAUCAGGUAGUCAUGGCUGCAGAUAUGUCUCUUCCUUGGCCAGCCAACAUUCCAGAACUUAAGAGGCUGGAUGAGCUUCUACGAUGUGGAAUCUGUUACGACUUCAUGUCCACAUCGAUGGUUACAGCUUGCUCCCAUAACUACUGUUCCCUGUGUAUUCGUCAGUACCUCGACUACAAAACUCAGUGCCCUGCUUGCUUCAGUGAAACUACCAGUCAGCAACUCCGCAACAACAGACUUCUUGAUGAAAUUCUUGGGCUUUUUCCAAAUUUAAGGGAUAAGGUAGCUAAGCUGUGCCAGACCACAAAGGGAAAUAGCAUUACCAGCUAUUUAGAAAGCAAGGAAUUGGAAAACCAAGAACCAGUAGAUGAGCAUAUUAAUACCACAAGUGCUUCGUCAAAAUAUCAGGAAGAUUCAGCUGGUUCACCUAAAGCAACAUCAGUGAAAGAUUUUAUGUCAUCACCAAGAAUUGGUAAAACUCCUAUGGAUACCCCUAAAAGAAACUCUGGAAAGUCCCUGUCAUCAAGUAACAACCGUACACACUUGAGAGGAAGCCAGGCAGAACCAUCAACUUCAGGUUUCUCUAGCACAACUAGUAACCCGAAAUGGGCUUCUGGAUCACCUGCUAGUAUUUUUAAUUCUCAGUUAUCAUCUCCAGUAUCAUCAACACAAAGUACACGCCAAACUGCUUCUGGGCACUUCUCCAUUCGCAAUGAUCUUUCAACAGUAAGUGGAGGACAGGAUGAAUCCAGAGUCAGUUGCCCAGUGUGUUGUGUAGAAGUACCAGAAAGAAACAUAAAUCUUCACUUGGAUGCAUGUCUGAAGCGGAUGGAGAAGGGAAGUGAGGAAGAAAUCACUGUGGUGGACAGUCCCAAGCGAAAGCCAUUGCCUAAGCUUGUGUAUUCUUUGCUGUCAGAGAAGCAACUGAGACAGAAACUGAAAGAUAUAGGCCUCUCUGUACAAGGAGACAAGCCAUUACUUGUUAGCAGACAUCGCAGGUAUACAACUCUCUACAAUGCUGAAUGUGAUACUGCUGAGCCUCGUCCUGUAUCUCAGCUGAUACGGCAAAUAGAAAGGGAGGAACGAGACGAAGCAAAGGUUGCAAAUUCCCGCAGUAUCUUUACUUAUGAUCGAAAAACGGCACCAGAGAUCAUCGAGAAAGAACAAAAUGAUUAUCUCAAGAAAAAUGAAGACCAUUUUUCCAAGUUAAUUGCUGAGGUAAAGAAGAGAAAAGCAGAUGCAAAGAGAGCAAAGGAGUCAAAGAAGGAGCAAUCAGAGGAAGAGAAUAGGAAACCUGAAGAAGGAAAUAAGACUCUUAAUGCAGAAGAAAGCAGGUUGCUUCCUAAAAGUACGAGUGAGGAUGAUGAGCUUGAAAGUAGAAAUAAUGGAAGUGAGAGAGAAAAGCAUACAGGCAAAAUUAAAAAGUUAUUUUCUCUGUUUAACUCCAACACAUUAACAGAUGGUGUUCUAAGUGAACAAGAGAAAUCCAAAGAAAAUUGUGUAAAUGAUAGUACAGUUUCUGAUGGUGAAAUUCCUGAAAAUAAUAAUGAUAAAAUCAGAAGUGCAACAGUAAAUUCAGUUGAACCACCUCUGACAUCUAGCACUGUGAAUCCACAGAAUGUUGAUAAAGAUAGAUUUUCAACUGUAAAAAAUAUAAUAGAAGAAUCCUGUGAAAACAGUGUGGUAGAACCCAGUCCAGACUUUUUCUCUGGAAGUCCAGCAGGUUCACAAUCAAGUUGUGGUAGCUUUAGUUUGCUCCAAGACUGUGAUCCUCUCAUACAAAACCCUGAGCUUCCAGAAGAUGAUUUGGAAGAAAAUGAAGAUGAAGAUAUAAUUCCAGGCCAUCAGCCUGAAAGCUGCUCAGAUGACCAGGAAUGUGUGAAGACCCCGAGCCCACAGUUAGGGAGAAGAUCUACCAGAAGCAACAAGACAAUUGGUGCACUCCCUGUGCCAGCCUUGCAGGAGUUGGGCCCAGAGACACAGUUGCUUUUGGAGGACUCUCAAGGGGACCCAGAUUACCUGCCAUCUCAACUGCUAGAUGCUGUAGAUCCUGAGGACAUGGACUUAAAUUCUUUGAAAAGUCACACGAGAAGAUCAACUCGGAAGCGUAAGGUCGCCCAGGACGCUCCCACCAAGGCAACAAGGAGAAGGAAGAGAUAAAUCAAGAGUAAUAAUAAUUAGAGUAAAUAUGCUAGUACAAAUAUUUGUUUCCAUAAAUGAUAUAAACUAAGAAAAAAAUAUUUUAUGUACACAACUGCAUGUUUUUUUUUUAACUGUAUUGUUUAUUUUAUAUUAACUUCAUAAUAAUUCACAGUGAAAAGAAAAUUUGACUGGAAGAAGAAAUAGAUGUAUUUAGGGUUUGGUUAUGGAUAUCUUCAGUCACUAUAUUUAAUAAUAGGGUUAAGGAUAAUACAUACUAUGUACAAGACAGUGUCUGUAGUUUAUUUAAAUAUUAUAUGAGAAAAUACAAGUAGUUUUGAUUUGUUCCACAUACAUUGAAUUAUCACAUAUAUCAUAAUGUUCAACAAGAAAAUUCAGAAGGGAAGAUAAAACUGAUCAAAUCUGAAGAGAUUCGAAAGCACUGUAAUGUCAAAAGCAAAAUCUUACUACAUUUUCAGCUUGGUAUAUGUUGCUAUGUAUUAUCAAUAAUGAUCAGUUUGUCCCAAAAGAGAUGCAUAUAAUGGACCCAAUUUUCCACUUAUUUCAUUGGGAUCCCUGUUUUCUCCUCUAACUCUCCUGUAAGGUUUCCUGCCUCUAAGUAUCCUUAUCUCCUUUGAUCACAACUACAAACACUGCUACCCCCUUGAUACCUACUGUCACCUCAAGCCAUUUCAAGCAGCCACCCAUUGAGUCAUUACUCAAUCUUCAGGAAUUUAUUUUGUCUCCCAACAAUCUCUACUUCUGCUCCUCUUCCUUAGUCUUCUUCAUCUACAGCCCCCUUCCUAGAUAUUACUACUCUUCAUCCGUGUCCUUGGACUGCUUUCAUCUGUACAAACCUUUUGAUUACUCUUUUUAGCAAAGCCAAGUGGGACUGAUUUUUUGUGAUCUCUCACAGCCCCUUACCUAUUCCAACAAUGUUUCCAAAAACAAGUGGGGAAAGUUUCCUUUUGCAGCUGUUUCUGCCUUGUCACAGUUACAUCUGAUUCCCAAGUCCAAGUAUAAUCUACCCUGACUAAUUUCAAAGGCACAUUAUUAGAAAACCUUGGUUUCUCAGACCUUCCCUUCUCAUUCAUCAGAUGCAUGCGUGUCCUUGAUUUAAUCUAAUCACCCUUAACCCCUGCCACUUCUUCCCUAUUUGCUAAUCCCUUCCUUACCCCAUUUACUCAUCCUCUUUACCCUUUUCA